CGAGCCGGGUGCAGCAUCACUCUCCCGCCAGUGCUGCCGCCCGCCUCUCCCCGUUGCCGGAGUCCCCGCUCGGGGUUGCUCCUCGCGUUUUUUCCCCCACCAUGGGAAAGACAGGCGGGCUCCGCGGUCGCCUAAACAGGCGUGGCGCCGCUCGGUAGCGGCGGGAGGGGGAGGGCAGCGCCGGGCGCCCGCGCUCAUUUACGGUGUCAUCACAUGGCGCCGGAGUGGGGGAAGGUCCCGCCAAGCGCGGGCCGGCCGGGCGGGCGGGCCUUGCGGUAGCCGUGUCCCUGGGAGAUGUCGCGCCUUCCGGGCCAGAGGCUUGUGGCGGCGGUGAGGGGCUGGCGCGGGUGCUCAGUUUGCAAGUCAUGUGCUCUCCGAAGAUUUUCCAUCCAGCCUGUCCAGCAGAAGAAGAUUCCAAAUCGGUAUUUGGGCCAGCCCAGCCCCUUCACACACCCACACCUUCUCAAACCAGGGGAGGUAACCCCAGGACUGUCACAGGUGGAAUAUGCUCUUCGCCGACACAAACUGAUGGCAUCAAUCCAGAAGGAAGCCCAUGGCUGGGAUGGAUUGGACCACACAGUGAUUCUGUUAUCCAACCCCACCUACUACAUGAGCAAUGACAUCCCCUACAUUUUCCACCAGGACACUAACUUCCUGUACCUCUGCGGGUUCCAGGAGCCUGACAGCAUCCUGGUGCUGCAGAGCAUUCCUGGCAAAGCGCUGCCCUCCCACAAAUCCAUACUUUUUGUGCCUCGGAGAGAUCCAAGCCGAGAGCUGUGGGAUGGGCCCAGAUCAGGCACUGAUGGGGCAAUUGCUCUCACAGGAGUGGAUGAAGCUUACACCAUCGAGGAGUUCAGGCACUUGGUGGCCAAGCUGAAAGGUGAGUCGAACAUUGUAUGGUAUGACUUGACAAAACCAGUGCAUAGAGAGCUGCAUUCCGACUACCUGGAGCCCCUGGCAGAGAUAAAAGCUCGGAACAAAACCCGCAUCCAGGGCAUCCGACACCUGGUGCAAAACCUUCGUCUGGUUAAAUCUCCAGCAGAGAUUGAAAGGAUGAAGAUAGCUGGACGGGUGACAGCAGAGGCUUUCAUAGAGACAAUGUUUGCCAGCAAAUCCCCAGUGGAUGAAGCCUUUCUCUAUGCAAAGUUUGAAUUUGAGUGUCGGGCUCGUGGUGCUGACAUCCUGGCCUACCCUCCUGUUGUUGCUGGUGGCAACAGAUCCAACACUUUGCACUAUGUGAAGAACAAUCAGCUCAUCAAGGAUGGUGAACUGGUCUUGCUAGAUGGUGGAUGUGAGUCUUCCUGCUAUGUAAGUGACAUCACACGUACCUGGCCUGUCAACGGAAGGUUCACCCAACCCCAAGCAGAAAUAUACCAGGCUGUCCUGGACAUCCAGAAGUCCUGUCUAAGCCUCUGCUCCCCAGGCAUGAGCCUAGAAAAUAUCUACAGCCUCAUGCUGAGCCUUAUUGGACAGAAACUGAAGGAGUUGGGAAUCCUAAAGAGCAGCAUCACAGACAGCCACUUCUUCAAGGCUGUUCGAAAGUACUGCCCCCAUCAUGUGGGCCAUUAUUUGGGCAUGGAUGUUCAUGAUACCCCAGAUAUAUCCCGAUCACUUCCACUCCAGCCAGGCAUGGUGAUAACCAUUGAACCAGGCAUUUAUAUUCCUGAGGAUGAUGUUGGUGCCCCAGAGAGGUUUCGUGGCAUUGGUGUGCGCAUUGAGGACGAUGUUGUGAUUACAGAGGAUGCACCUCUCAUCUUGUCUGCUGACUGUCCUAAGGAGAUCUACCACAUCGAGCAAAUCUGUGGCCGCAGCUCAUGAUGCCUCUUCUCUGCCACUUGCAUCCUCUUCAGAGAAGAUGCAGCCCUCCAGGGAUAAAGAUCCCUGUAGCUGGCUGUAGUUGUCAAGUGAUGGAGGGUGUGAACAGUUGGGCUGGGAACUGGAAUGCAAAAGGCUUGCGUACAGAGGGAUGAAAACACAAAGCAACCUUUUCCCAGUGUGUUUUCCUUCUGAUUUGAUUUAUGUUGAUGUUGUGCUGUUGUAGGACAUGGGGUGGAUUCAUCCCUCUGCUGUGUGGAUCCAUCUGUUCUGGUAUCCUUGUAAGGAUGAAUUUUGUCAGUGGCACCAGCAGGACUUCUGCCUGGUCUGUCUCUAAUUACAUAGGUGCAACUGCUGAAACCAGGGCCUUGUGUUUUCCCCAUUAGCAGUAGUUACCCAGCAGUCACAUUUUUAAAAUGAAGCUUUGAUAAAAACUGUUUUUGGUGAAUGAAGUGUGUCAGACAGCUAUGAUUUUUGCAGAGCCCUGGAGGGGAGGGGUUUUUGGUGGUCAGAAAGGUGAGUUUGGUUGGGAGGUAAUUUUAUCUGGAGCCUGUGGAGAACACUUCCAGUAUUUUAAGGACAGGAUGUGUUUGGACUUUGUUCAGACAUAUGCAAAAUAGGCCAGCAGCAUGGAAAAACAUCUCAUCUGGUGUUUCAUCUUAUAUCUGUGUUUGAUGAUUUCAGAAAGGACAGAUAGUGCUCAGGAGGCUGGACAUACCCAUUCUUUCCAUCCUCCACAUUCACUUCUUUUUGUCCCAAAUAUCCACUCCAAUCUCCCAUACUGAGCCCAGUUCUACCUUGGGCAGCAGGGCUCUGUUGGCUGGGCUGGGCUCCACAUGAUGAGCUGCUGAUUGUCACCCAAAUUUGAGGUGUCUGAUUCUGAGACAAUCGUGUCACCUCUCUGGCUUGUGCUGUAAUUGUCAGCAACUUCAGCAGUGCAUUUUUGAAGCAUCUGCCCUUGAGACUUUGUCUCAAGCCUUUACACAGCUUUUAUACAGACUAUAAAGUAAUUCUCCUUUUCAAAGCACCGUGGGCAAUGGUCACAGCUGCCUUUGGGUUUUGCCAAGGGCAGUCAGUAACUAAUGCUCUGUGAUAAUAUUUUUGAAGCAGCUGCACAUGUGAUUAGGGGCUGGGGUGGAUGACGAGUAAAGAGAAGAGUUGUCAUCCCUCAACAUCAACCUCCCACCCAGGCCAUUGCAUACAGUAGUAAAUACACUUAGUAGAGGCACAUGCAGCAUCUGUGUAUUUACUGGAAAUAUUUUGACAAUUAGCUACUCAACGUCUGAAAAAUUCCUCUCUUCAGCGUACAUUCUGUUAUCUAUGCUUGCUGUUGCACUAUAUCAUCUUACUUCCUUUUGGACAGUGGCUUUCAUUAUUUUAUGUGUUAUUCUCAAUUUUCUUUCUUUUUCUCUUCCUAUAUUUUCUAUUUUUGACCCACUGUAAUGACACUGCUUCCUAAUCCAUUUUUCUUUCUAAUCAACAUCACUGCCUGUUCCCUAUUUGCCCUUAUUCCCCACAAUGAAUAUAGUCAGAAGCAUGUGGGUAAAGUUGUCAGGAUUCCCAAGUUUGGCCUCUGGCUCUGUUGCUGUAUAAGUUCUAGUGAAAUCUGCCUCUUUUUUUUUUUUUUGCUUUUUUUUUUUAACCCACCUUUUUUUUUUUCCCCUUUUCUGUUUCAUUUCACUCAGUGAAGGUCAAAUGGAUGACAUCUUGCAUCUCUACCUGCUUUUAAUGGAAGCUGGGUGCAUACAAACUGAAUUUGGUGCUUGAAAGGCAGCCCAAGACAUGCGUAAUUUUAUUUUUUAAACAUGAUGAAAAGUUUAUGCUUUUAUGGACUUAGUGUAUAAAGUUUCACCUGGUGAAGAGAAUCUGCUAAUCUUUGAUGGAAGCCUUUGUUAGAUGCUCAUGCGCUGCAGUUGUAAGUACAGUGUAAAUUGUUAAAGGGAAGACUGAAGUGUGGACACAGAACUAUUGAAUGCUUUUGAUGUUGUUCUGGUUUAUAACACAUUUGUUGUUCCAAUUAUACCUGUUAGAGCCUGGUCAACUGGGACAAAUCUUGGAUUUGGGAAAUAUGUAAGUGGAUAAAUGAGCCUGAGAACUAUGGUGUGUGUGCUGAUCCACACAUCUGCCUGUGUUCCUAACAGUUAAUAAUUGUACUUAGUGUAAGUAAGCCUUUGAAAUACAUAUUAAAAAGGUAUUUUUAAAAUAAAACAA
Messenger RNA from Calypte anna (Anna's hummingbird), 4026 nucleotides. It is a transcript of the gene XPNPEP3, whose product is annotated as X-prolyl aminopeptidase 3. The transcript is spliced from 10 exons. The record is from RefSeq and is a predicted model, not a curated record. Gene Ontology annotation, molecular function: manganese ion binding; metalloaminopeptidase activity. Bases 295 to 1818 code for a protein of 507 amino acids. Lineage: Eukaryota; Metazoa; Chordata; Aves; Apodiformes; Trochilidae. Gene Ontology annotation, cellular component: mitochondrion.